AUGAGACCGAGGGCCCGUAGAGCCCUCACACAACUCCUCAUCUUCGCCUUCUUCCUGAAUAUAAUUCUAAUCCUGAACUGGCCCCAAUCAAAGGCUAAAUCCUUCCCAUGGGCUAAAAUCCGAUAUCAAACUCGCGCCACCACCUUCCCUUCUCAGCGCGGCAUAUGUCCAAAUCUCUCAACCUCAAAAAAGCCCGCACUGAUCGUCUCUCGGGUGGAAUCAGACGGCACUGCGUUCUGGUUAGAUAAACUUGCUGAUAAAUACACAUUAUGUAUUUACGAUGUCGAUAUUGCGGGACAAGAGACAUCCGCGCAUGGAAGUUCCGACUCAUCCUCUGGGUAUCUUCAAGUCCCUGCAAACCGAGGCCACGAAGCAAUGGCCUACUUGACAUUUCUAAUUGACAAUUAUGAGAACUUCCCUUCCGCCGGCGCGGUAUUCAUUCACGGCUCACGAUGGGCCUGGCACAAUGAUGCGCCGGAUUACGACAAUGCGGCGCUUCUGCGUGAUUUGGAUAUUCCCGCCGCUUUGGCACCUUCGGGCUACCACAAUUUGCGCUGCGACUGGAGCGCAGGUACUUGUUCAUCUACCGUGCCGGCGCAAGGUAGUCUCGGAGAUGAGACUACAAUCAGCCGUUACGCCGUGGAGCGCGCGUGCGGCAUCGGAUAUGGCGCUGCCCGGGGCACUAGCAUCGCUUUUCGGCGGCAAUGGUGGAUGGAAGGAGGCUAA
Penicillium cosmopolitanum is the source of this 726-nucleotide messenger RNA. RefSeq names its product DUF3431 domain-containing protein. The coding region runs from base 1 to 726 and encodes 241 amino acids. The transcript has a single exon. The record is from RefSeq and is a predicted model, not a curated record. Lineage: Eukaryota; Fungi; Ascomycota; Eurotiomycetes; Eurotiales; Aspergillaceae.